Guyanagaster necrorhizus is the source of this 3870-nucleotide messenger RNA. RefSeq names its product beta and beta-prime subunits of DNA dependent RNA-polymerase. The transcript is spliced from 12 exons. Gene Ontology annotation, biological process: DNA-templated transcription. The coding region runs from base 55 to 3717 and encodes 1220 amino acids. Gene Ontology annotation, cellular component: nucleus. Lineage: Eukaryota; Fungi; Basidiomycota; Agaricomycetes; Agaricales; Physalacriaceae. The record is from RefSeq and is a predicted model, not a curated record. Gene Ontology annotation, molecular function: DNA binding; DNA-directed RNA polymerase activity; ribonucleoside binding.
GUAGCUUUCGAUCACUCAAAAAAUUAUAGUCGAGGACGGGAAUCCGACUACGACAUGUCUGAUGGAGAGCCGCAUAGAAAACCGACGUUCAACACCCUAGAACGCGAAAAUAAUUUCAAGCACCCCCCAACCAAAGGAUCGACGUACAACAUCCUCAAUGAUUUCGUCACUCCGCACAUAGAAUCUUUCAACGCCUUGUUCGACGACUCCGGUCUGCCCAGUGGUGACGGUGAUGGCAAGGGCCUAAUAUCGCUCGGUCUUAAAGACAUUGGAGAACGUGUUGUAUUCGAUGGGACAGGAACAGCCGAUCCUGAAACUGGAAAAAUGGGAUGGGGUAACAGAAUGCGAGUCUGGAUUGAAAGUGUCUCAAUCUCCAGACCGCUAGUUCCGGACCGAGCAAGCGGGGUCACAAACAAGCAGGUCUAUCCCUCAGAAGCCCGGGAACGGCUAACAUCAUAUCGUGGUCGCAUGACAAUCAAGCUUUGUUGGACGGAUGUAUACGGUCAGAAACACGAACUCCCGAAGGAGUGUGGGUUAGUGCCCAUCAUGGUUCGCUCUGUUCGAUGUAACCUGCGUUCUAUGUCUUCAGCCGAGCUGGUCAAACAUCACGAAGAACCAGAGGAAUUUGGCGGUUAUUUUGUAAUCAACGGAAACGAACGUCUCAUUCGCUAUCUCAUUUUACCGCGUCGAAACCACGUUAUUUCUCUGCUUCGACCGUCAUUCAGCAACCGCGGAUUGUCGUAUACCGAGUAUGCCGUACAAAUCCGCUGUGUUCGUCCCGACCAGACUAGUAUCACAAACACGCUGCAUUAUCUCUCCAAUGGUAGUGCUAUGCUCAGAUUCAGCUGGCGAAAACAGGAAUAUGUUAUUCCCAUCAUGCUUGUUCUCAAGGCACUUGUUGGUGCGUCCGAUAAAGAGAUCUUCGACGGUGUUAUGAUGCAAGACCACGAAGACACAUUCUUAGCCGGUCGGGUAGAGCUGCUUCUCCGAAGUUUCAAGACCUAUGCCAUGCGUACGAGAGAGCAGUGUCUUGACUAUAUCGGAGACAGGUUCAGAGUGGUCCUUGGACUACCUGACGACGUGACGAACGGUGCUGCAGGUGCUUGGCUCAUCCAGAAAAUGAUACUCGUGCACCUAGACAACCCAAGGGACAAGUUCAGAAUGCUUCUUUUCAUGCUACGCAAACUAUAUGCGUUAGUUUCAUCGUCAUGUUGUGCAGAUAAUCCCGAUUCACCUCAACAUCAAGAAGUUCUUCUUCCUGGUACUCUAUAUGGAAUGAUCAUCAAAGAGCGACUGGAUGAAAUUUUGAACAACAUUCGUAACAACAUUACCGCAGACGUCAAAAAUGGAGUAGUCGUUGGUUUUAGUGAUAAACGAUACUUUGCGAAAGUUUUGUCGCGUGUCAAUUUCGACAUUGGCGCACGUUUGGCUAACUUCCUUGCUACGGGUAAUCUUGUGUCACCGACUGGUCUUGAUCUUCAGCAAGCAUCUGGUUUCACUAUUGUUGCUGAGAAGCUCAACUGGCAGCGCUACAUCAGUCACUUCAGGUGCAUUCACCGUGGAGCGUUCUUCGCCGAGCUCAAGACGACCACUGUACGAAAGCUACUUCCGGAAGCAUGGGGAUUUCUGUGCCCUGUUCACACGCCGGAUGGUUCACCUUGUGGUUUAUUGAACCAUCUUUCCCGAACAUGUCGUAUUGUCACCGCCCCACUUGCCGUUAACCAUAUACCCGCUCUUCUCUCCACCCACGGCAUGACUCUAGCAUUCACGACCUCAAUAAAUGGUCGUAACAAUAUUUGUGUACAACUCGACGGUCGGAUAGUGGGUUGGGCGCGACCUCAUGUAGCGGAGCAACUUGCUAAAAAUCUUCGGAUAUGGAAAACUGAGCAUCAGAAUAACAUCCCGAUGGACCUCGAAAUAGGUCUUGUGCUCGAAUCAAAUGGAGGCCAGUAUCCAGGGCUCUUCUUAUUUUCAUCAAGAUCCCGCAUGAUGCGACCAGUCAAGUACCUAAUGAAUGGGCGUAAUGACCAAGUUGGGUCUUUCGAACAGGUGUACAUGAACAUUGCUUGUACACCCGAGGAAAUUGAGACCGGUAUUUCAACGCAUGUCGAGCAUGACCCAACAAACUUCUUGUCAAUAUUAGCUAACCUUACGCCUUUUUCUGAUUUUAAUCAGAGUCCUCGAAACAUCUAUCAGUGUCAGAUGGGUAAACAAACGAUGGGAACACCUUCUACGGCGCUUCAGCAUCGGACGGACAACAAGCUUUAUCGCCUACAGAGCGGCCAAAGUCCUGUAGUUCGUCCUGUUCUGCAUAACACCUAUGCCAUGGACGCUUUCCCCAACGGCACCAACGCUAUAGUUGCUGUCAUAUCAUAUACUGGGUACGAUAUGGAAGAUGCUAUGAUUCUCAAUAAAUCUGCGCACGAACGUGGUUUUGCUUAUGGCACUGUCUACAAGUCCCAGAUUGUCGACCUGAAAGAGGUCCGGGGUGCAUCCAAGUCAUCCGAAGUGACGCUACACUUCGGUGUUGGUCGUGACAUUCGAAUGUAUGGUGACAAUGCGCACAGCUGCGCUGCCUUCCUUAAUUCGGAUGGUCUUCCGUUCGUUGGUUGCAAGUUGUCUCCAGGUGAUCCAAUCGCAGGCUAUAUCGACGAUGUGACAAACCGCACCAAGUUCGUCAAAUACAAAGGCGAUGAAAUAGCCUACGUAGACAAAAUCCGCAUCUUAGGAAAUGACACCGGUGAAUCCGAGGCACAAAAAGUCCAUAUGACUCUGCGCAUAACUCGUGCUCCCGUCAUCGGAGAUAAAUUCUCCUCACGGCAUGGUCAGAAAGGUGUAUGUUCGCAGAAAUGGCCUGCCAUCGAUAUGCCAUUCAGCGAGAGUGGGAUGCAGCCCGAUGUGAUCAUCAACCCUCACGCCUUCCCAAGUCGAAUGACGAUUGGAAUGUUGGUUGAAAGCAUGGCUGGUAAAGCCGGGGCGAUGCAUGGACUCGCACAAGAUGCGACGCCGUUCAGAUUCUCGGAAGAGGACACCGCCAUCGACUAUUUCGGCGAGCAACUCCUUGCAGCCGGAUACAACUACUAUGGAAAUGAGCCCAUGUAUUCCGGAAUAACUGGUCAAGAAUUUGCCGCAGACAUAUACAUUGGGGUCGUGUACUAUCAAAGGCUGCGACACAUGGUUCUUGACAAAUUUCAAGUCCGUACCACUGGUCCUGUCGACCCUCUGACUCGACAGCCUGUGAAGGGACGCAAACGUGCUGGUGGUAUACGUUUUGGAGAAAUGGAACGGGACGCCCUUAUUGCCCACGGCACAUCAUUCCUACUGCAAGACAGAUUGAUGAACUGCUCAGAUUACUCAACAGCAUGGGUCUGUCGAACAUGUGGCAGUUUGAUAUCGUUGGGAUACGAUGAUAUCAGUCUUGGUGAAGUGUCCAUUACGUCCGGUUCGCUAAAACCCACAGGACCUGGCGGGGAAUAUUGUAGAGUCUGUCGCGUAGCCGCAGAAAAGGAGGAACAACGAGAGCGGCAGGCACUUGCCACUGGACGCAAGCCCCAAAGACCGCAGACUGACGUUAGGGUCUCCAUCCCGUCACAAAAUGUGCUCAAUCGAACCAUGAAGGGCGGAGAUUUGGACGUUGUGGCGGUUCCAUAUGUGUUCAGGUAUCUAUGCGCCGAGCUAGCCUCAAUGGGUAUCGCUGUGGCACUUGACGUUGCAUAAAAUUACAUUCAAUAUUGUACUAAUCAUGACCCACACAUUUUCUUGUUAUCUUGCUCGGUGGUUACCAUCCUUGCACACCUUAGAUCAGUAGGAUUCCGCAUUAUAUACACCAAAAGGAUAUAGCAUAAUAUAAAUGAAUGAGGAUAUAAGCAG